This is a messenger RNA of Fundulus heteroclitus (mummichog), 3187 nucleotides long. RefSeq names its product casein kinase I. Bases 263 to 1516 code for a protein of 417 amino acids. Gene Ontology annotation, cellular component: nucleus; cytoplasm. The transcript has 11 exons. Gene Ontology annotation, biological process: peptidyl-serine phosphorylation; signal transduction; endocytosis. Gene Ontology annotation, molecular function: ATP binding; protein serine/threonine kinase activity. Lineage: Eukaryota; Metazoa; Chordata; Actinopteri; Cyprinodontiformes; Fundulidae. The record is from RefSeq and is a predicted model, not a curated record.
AGGGGAGGAGGGGAGCCGAGCCAGAGCGGAGAACGGCUGUCUGUGCUGCCGGAGCUUCUCAGGGACUAUCAACAGGGAGCGCAACCGACGACCGAGCUCAGAGCUGGGGGUAUGAGCGCUGCCAUAAUCCGCUCCCAUCCUCCUCUGGUCGGGCUUUUGUCCGACUGACAACCACCGGAUCAGAAGCUCCACUCGACCAGCUCUCGGACGAACCCGAUAUCGUAUCUGUGUUGUCCGUUGAUGACAGUGACAUCUGGCAACCAUGGAGCUGAGAGUGGGGAACAAAUACCGACUGGGGCGGAAGAUAGGGAGUGGGUCUUUUGGAGACAUUUACCUUGGUGCCAAUAUUGCGACUGGUGAGGAGGUAGCCAUCAAGCUGGAGUGUGUGAAGACCAAACACCCACAGCUGCACAUCGAGAGCAAGUUCUACAAGAUGAUGCAGGGAGGAGUUGGGAUCCCGUCGAUAAAAUGGUGCGGCGCGGAGGGAGACUACAACGUCAUGGUGAUGGAGCUGCUGGGGCCCAGUCUGGAGGACCUGUUCAACUUCUGCUCCCGCAAGUUCAGCCUGAAGACCGUCCUGCUUUUGGCGGACCAAAUGAUCAGUCGCAUCGAGUACAUCCACUCCAAGAACUUCAUCCACAGAGAUGUGAAGCCGGAUAACUUCCUUAUGGGUUUAGGCAAGAAGGGCAACCUGGUGUACAUCAUUGACUUCGGUCUGGCCAAGAAGUACCGGGACGCCCGCACGCACCAGCACAUCCCUUACAGGGAGAACAAGAACCUGACUGGAACCGCGCGCUACGCCUCCAUCAACACACACCUUGGAAUCGAGCAGUCAAGACGUGAUGACCUGGAGUCCCUCGGUUACGUCCUCAUGUACUUCAACCUGGGGUCCCUCCCCUGGCAGGGCCUCAAGGCGGCAACCAAGAGACAGAAGUACGAGCGCAUCAGCGAGAAGAAAAUGUCCACACCCAUUGAAGUUCUCUGCAAAGGAUAUCCUUCGGAGUUCUCCACAUACCUGAAUUUUUGCCGCUCGCUCCGCUUUGAUGACAAACCAGACUACUCCUAUCUCCGCCAACUUUUCAGGAACCUCUUCCAUCGUCAGGGAUUCUCCUAUGAUUACGUCUUUGACUGGAACAUGCUCAAAUUUGGCGCCAGUCGAACGACCGAGGAUGGGGAGCGUGAAAGGAGGACGGGGGACGAGAGAGACGAUCGGAUCGGAGGAGCCCCCAGGGGGUCUGCGUCCCGGGGCCUCCCCUCUGGUCCCGCCCCAGGCGCGCCCAACAGAGUCAGGAAUGGGCCGGAGCAAGCCAUCUCAAACCCAGCCUCACGGGUCCAACAGUCUGGCAACACGUCACCUCGUGCAAUAUCUCGCGCUGAGCGGGAGAGGAAGGUGAGCAUGCGUUUACACCGCGGGGCUCCUGCCAACGUAUCGUCCUCUGACCUCACGGCCCGUCAAGACCAGUCAAGGAUUUCCACGUCACAGGUCAGCGUGCCAUUCGAGCACAUGGGGAAGUAAACAUUCCCGGCUCUUCCUGCGCACACAAAUGACGGGGUUGCAAGGAAUCUUUGUCACUAUACCCUUCUUUACCCCUGUUCUUUAUACCUUGUUUAUUGAAAAGCUGUUUGUUAAUGGACAUGCAGGUUUUUUUUUUUUUUUUUUUUGGAACAAGACAUUAAACGUUUUAAGGAAGCAGGAAAACAUAUGAAGGUAUUCCACAUGCAUUCUUACCCUGACGGUUCUUGCCAAACGUUGGAUCAUCAUCACCCCCCAGAACGAAUAACAGCGCUGCACCUUGGCAGUUCCUCAUUCCUACACUGUUUCGUCGAAACAUUCCCUUGAUUCUUUGACAAAUGUGAAGAACUUGGUAUUGAAGGAGCAAAAAAAAAAAAAAAAAAAAAGAUUUCAGGGACAUGCAUGUUUCUUAUUAAAGGUGAGAUGCAGGCUUGGUAAUUUUUCUCAUUUUGUUUCCAGCUUUUAGCGCAGCAGAAGUAACGGUCAUCUUCAUCGUACAAGCUAUAUUAUAUUGAAGAUUGAUUUUUCCUUUUAUUUUUUUAUUUUUUUGUUUAAUUUGUUUUGUUGAAUUUUUAAGAAUUGAAAGCUAGAUAGGAUGAGGCAUGUAGACGGUGGCACCCAGAAGGGAAACAGAGGAGGAUGAGUAAGUGAUGUUUUAGCUGUUAUGUCCCUGGUAAAGUCUCUGGUAACUGCUUGUCCCACUUCCACUUAGACAUGAAAACCCCCAGCUACUCUGCCUAUUUUUACACAAGUGUUUUUUUUUAUUUUUAUUUUUUAUUUUGGUUUUUAAUUUUUAGUGGUAAAGUAUGGUUGUGGACAUGCGAAGGACUCACUUCCAGCUCUUGAGAGAAGCUCCUCAGGAAGUAUCUCAGUAUACUGAUGUUUGACCUGAGACCACAGCUGCCCGUUUUUGGCUUACAAACAGGAGAUGCAAUUUUUACGAUAUUUCUUAAAAGUUACCUUUUUUAAUUCUUUUUGUUAUUUGGGGCUUUGGCGGAGGGGGCCGGUCACUGUUAGGAAUGACACGAGGGUGGGUUGGGGCAUCAAAUAACUUUUUUUCUUUUUUUUUUUUUUUUUUGUCUUUUUGUUUACUCCACUGUAAAUAUUUUUUAUUUCAUUGUAAAGCCAAAUGUGGUUAUUGUAAAGGUGUAAAGUAGAAAAAUGCAUACUAAUGACUAUAGGGCGUUGACUCAGACGUAAUAAACUUGGAGAUAGGCGACUGUUGCCGUGCCAGCUGGGUCAUCCAACCCGUGUGAGUGAGUGCUACCCUAAAACAUCUAAGAUCAAUAAAGUCGCUUUUUCUGCUCUUUUUAAUUUGUUUUAUUCGGCUGCGCGUUCCAUAAAUCUCGACCAAUGCUUCAGGUUUUUCAGUAUCCCUGUUGGAGGGGAAAACCGGUUUAUUUGAUGCGACCUUCUCAUUAUUUAUCCCCACACCAACCUCGCGAUUAGAUCCGUCUGCUGGCGUGUGAGUGUGAGCGGAGUGCCCUGUGUAUAGUUGCGUUGUACAGGCCACCAUGACCCAGUGGCAUCGCAGUUGUAGAUUUGAGGUUGAUGUACAAGAAGAUGAAGCGAGAGGUAUUUCACAUUGUUGUGUACCAAUAUCCUGUACAGUUCUUUAACACUAUUUACAGUAUUUGUGUAUAUUUUAUGACGUAAUAAAAUGGAUAACGUUGC